Messenger RNA from Malania oleifera, 1569 nucleotides. Its product is annotated as 26S proteasome regulatory subunit S10B homolog B. The coding region runs from base 134 to 1330 and encodes 398 amino acids. The record is from RefSeq and is a predicted model, not a curated record. Lineage: Eukaryota; Viridiplantae; Streptophyta; Magnoliopsida; Santalales; Ximeniaceae. Gene Ontology annotation, biological process: positive regulation of RNA polymerase II transcription preinitiation complex assembly. The transcript is spliced from 10 exons. Gene Ontology annotation, molecular function: ATP hydrolysis activity; proteasome-activating activity; ATP binding. Gene Ontology annotation, cellular component: cytosolic proteasome complex; proteasome regulatory particle, base subcomplex.
AUAAUGAACGAGGGGAGGGUAGUUUUGUAAUGCAGCAGCUGUAUGUCCUGCCCGGGCUUGAAUCCGUGAGCAAGCUUUUCUUUGCUGCUACGCAAAAGAAUCAUCCUGGACUUGGGCCUGCAGAGUUGGAGCAAUGACCGAUGGAGAAGACGUAGCGCGGCGCCGCACGGCGGUGGCGGAGUACCGUAAAAAACUCCUACAGCACAAAGAACUCGAGUCCAGAGUACGAUCAGUGCGAGAGAAUUUGAGAUCCUCUAAGAAAGAGUUCAACAAAACAGAAGAUGAUUUGAAGUCUCUCCAAAGCGUUGGACAGAUCAUCGGAGAAGUACUCAGGCCUCUUGACAAUGAACGAUUGAUUGUCAAAGCAAGCAGUGGCCCCAGGUAUGUUGUUGGGUGCCGCAAUAAAGUGGAUAAAGAAAAGCUGACUGCUGGAACUAGAGUGGUUCUUGAUAUGACAACUCUUACAAUCAUGCGGGCUCUUCCACGUGAAGUUGAUCCCGUUGUUUAUAACAUGUUGCAUGAAGAUCCUGGCAAUGUCAGUUAUUCUGCUGUGGGUGGUUUAUCAGAUCAAAUCCGAGAACUCAGGGAAUCUAUUGAACUUCCUCUCAUGAAUCCUGAGCUCUUCCUUAGAGUGGGAAUUAAACCUCCCAAGGGUGUUCUUCUUUAUGGGCCUCCUGGUACUGGGAAGACAUUGCUAGCUAGAGCCAUUGCCAGUAAUAUAGAUGCCAACUUCUUAAAGGUUGUUUCAAGUGCCAUUAUUGAUAAAUACAUCGGAGAAAGUGCGAGGCUGAUACGAGAAAUGUUUGGAUAUGCACGUGAUCACCAACCCUGCAUUAUUUUUAUGGAUGAGAUUGAUGCCAUUGGUGGACGCCGCUUUACUGAAGGAACAAGUGCUGACCGUGAGAUUCAAAGAACGUUGAUGGAGCUACUUAAUCAGCUAGAUGGAUUUGAUCAGCUGGGGAAGGUGAAAAUGAUAAUGGCGACAAAUCGGCCUGAUGUUCUUGAUCCUGCACUUCUUCGUCCAGGACGGCUGGAUAGGAAGAUAGAGAUUCCAUUGCCAAAUGAGCAAUCAAGAAUGGAAAUCCUUAAGAUCCAUGCUGCUGGGAUUGCGAAGCAUGGGGAGAUUGACUAUGAGGCUGUUGUGAAGCUUGCAGAGGGCUUUAAUGGGGCCGACCUUCGUAAUGUUUGCACGGAAGCUGGAAUGUCUGCUAUUCGUGCUGAGCGCGAUUAUGUUAUUCAUGAAGAUUUUAUGAAGGCUGUUAGGAAACUGAAUGAAGCGAAGAAACUUGAGUCGACUGCUCACUACAAUGCUGAUUUUGGGAAAGAGUAAGUCUCAUGUCUUCACAGUACGAGCCACAGAUUUUCUUGGCAGUGCUCUCAUAAGCUCUCCACAUACACCUUUGGAUUUUAGAGAAGUCUAUCUGCUUUAGAGCAGCCAAUUAUGUGCACAGUAUGCCUUGUUUGGGUGAAUCAACCAACGGCAAGGAAGGGGAAAAUUUGUACUGAAAUAGCAUGACUGAAAUCUCUCAAUUUAUUCAGAUUUUAAUUUCAUAUCAUUAUUUAUUGGAA